AUGUCUCAAGAUCAGCAUAACGACGAGGCCCACUGGACCGAGAUCGAAGAGGAGGCUCCACAGGAAGGGGAAGUCCCCGACGUGCCUGACCAGGCUGAGGAUUGCAACGAGGGCGCACCGGGAGAGGAGCAGGGUGAGGAUUGCAACGAGGGCUCACCGGCAGAGGAGCAGGCUGAGGAUUGCAACGAGGGCGCACCGGCAGAGGAGCUGGCUGAGGAUUGCAACGAGGGCGCACCGGCAGAGGAGCUGGCUGAGGAUUGCAACGAGGGCGCACCGGCAGAGGAGCAGGCUGAGGGAGCCGCAGAUGGACCUGAUCAAUGUCAAGAUCUGGAGGGUGAAGAGAAACCUGAACUGCCAUGUGAGGAGACACAACAGGGCGAACAGUUCACAGAGGAGGUCGUCUCGGUCGAGGCUCUCGAGACCCAGGAGCACGGUGCCCCUGCACCCGAGGAGGCUUACGAGGGAGAGUGUGCCGAGGACUUUGCUCAGGAGUUCCACUGUCUCCAAUAUUACUCGGGGGACAGCGAGGCCCAAGUAGUCCCGCAGCAGGCUUUCGAGGAGGAGGCUCCUCAGGAGUACCCGAAAGAGACCGACAAUAACUAUGACGCACCGCAGCACGCGCACGAAGUGGUGGGUCCUGGCAGCGCUCACGCCCGCUCGAUGCCUGCGCCGCACGCUGCCGCUGCGCCGCCGAGCGCGAUUGUGAAGCCGCGGACGCGCCACGUGAAGAGCGUCGCUCGCUGGGAGGCGGUGGGGUAUGACCCGCGUGACGGGAGCGACGAUGAGUUCGAGCUGUCGACGUGCAUGGCACCGGUAUACGAGGACGAGGGUGAGGAGGGCAACGAGGAUGCGAGCGUGUUCAAGCACGGCGAGCCGGAUUUCAAGGGGGAGAUCAUGUCGUGCUUCGACGAGCCGAACCUGCUGUACCGGAUCAUUGACCCGAAGACGAAGACGUGGGCGUUUUACAACGACAGCCUGCAGUACGAGAUGCAUGUACAGUUCAUAUUUGGCAAGCACUCGAAACUGCAGCCGCUGGAGAACACGACGUUGCGGCAGAACGAAGAGGGCCAAUACGUGAUGGAGGUGGUCGUGUACCCGACGGAGACUGAGAUGUUUUCGCAGGGCACUGUGAACGGGUUCACAAGCAAGCUGCGCGCGGUGCCACUGACGGUGGACUACCAUAAUGCGCGCCGCAGGAUCACGGAGGAGCUGGUGAACAACGAGACGGCUGCGAUCCAGCAGGUGACGAACAGCGACAACGCGGAGGACGUGCUGCAGGCGUGCAUCGACAGCGGGAUUCCGUUCGUGGACCCCGAGUUCCCGCCGUGCCAGGCGUCGCUGGAGGCUGGGGCGAGCAAGCCGUUCAAGCCGUUUGCGUGGGCACGCCCCCAGGCGUGCGUGCCGGAGGAGAUGGCGUCGCAGGUGCGACUGUUCCGCGCGAGCGUGAGGCCCGCCUGCGUGGACGCUGGCGACCUCGGCGACUCGUGGGUGAUUUGCUCUGUUGCGUCGGUGUCGGAGGACCCUGCGCGGCUGAUGGGGAUGUUCCGCCACCCGGAGGGCAAGGCUGCGGCGCAGCGCGAGCACGCGGUUGGCGCGUACCGCGUGACGUUCAACAAAAAUGGGUGGUGGCGCAGCGUGGUGGUGGACAGCUACCUGCCUGUGUCCGGCGGCAAGCUGAAGUACGCGAAGAGCGCGACGGACCCUGCGGAGAUCUGGCCUGCGAUCCUAGAGAAGGCGUACGCGAAGCUGCAUGGCAGCUACGGGAGGAUCUGCUCCGGCGACCCGCUGCACGCACUCCAGGACAUGACCGGGUUCUCGACGAUGCGCUUCGACGAGUCGCUGACGGACGACAAGGCGAGCGACCAGCUGUUCAGCGAUCUUGUGCACGGGAUUGCUGCAGGGUACACGGUGAUCUGCAGCACGCCCGGGCGCGGGCCGCACGACAAGGACCAGGAGCUGUGCGAGAUGUACGCGCAGGUGGGGCUUGUGACCGGGUGCGCGUACACGAUCCUGGAGGCGAAGUACAUCGAGAGCAAGGAGCUGCGGAUGGUGAAGGUACGCAACGUGUGGGGGCACAGCGUGGAGUGGAGCGGCAACUGGGGGAACGACGACACGAAAUGGGACGCGAACCCGGACAUCGCGGAGGAGUGCAACUUCCAGAAGGCGGCGGAUGGGAUGUUCUGGAUGUCGUGGAAGGACGCGCGGAAGUACUUCAACGGUGGUGGCGUGUGCUUCACGCACCAGGCGGCGUACGACUACCGCAUGAACUGCGUGUUCACGGAAGGCGUGCCGUCCGCUGUGCUGGAGAUCGAGGUGCAGUCGCCUACGUGCUUCACGUUUGUGAUUUCGCAGGACGACAAGCGGUGCCAGGUGAACGCGUCGGAGUACAAGCCUGUGAUGAUCAGCAUUGCGGAGCCCGUGGAGGGCGAGAUGUACAAGGUCGUCAUGAACUCCUCGGCGAACGGCGCGCGGCCGACGUCGGACAAGUGGACGUUUCUGCAGGCACGCGACGUCUCGCUGAUCCACGAGCUGGACGCUGGGAAGUACAUUGUCGUGCCGCGCAUCAUGCCUUCGGAUGACCCGGUGGAGCCUGUACCGUACGUUCUGGGGAUGAUCUGCAGCAAGGAGGUCGGGAACGGCGACGUGAGCGUGAAGUUCAAGCGCCUGGACGCUGGCAACCGCGUGUUUGAGAACUUCCCGAAGUUCGAGCCGGAGCUGAUGGAGGUGGAGCAGCCGGUCCAGUACCAGAAGCGCGCGCCGGGCGAGGCAUUCCCGAUGACGCAGAUGGGGGAGGAGCUGAUGUAG
Molecule: messenger RNA, 2805 nt
Organism: Leishmania mexicana MHOM/GT/2001/U1103
Lineage: Eukaryota; Euglenozoa; Kinetoplastea; Trypanosomatida; Trypanosomatidae
Product: calpain-like cysteine peptidase
Exons: 1
Coding region: 1-2805 (934 amino acids)
Biological process (GO): proteolysis
Molecular function (GO): calcium-dependent cysteine-type endopeptidase activity
Source: RefSeq, a predicted model, not a curated record